Messenger RNA from Nymphaea colorata (pocket water lily), 963 nucleotides. RefSeq names its product probable glutathione S-transferase. Gene Ontology annotation, biological process: glutathione metabolic process. Gene Ontology annotation, molecular function: glutathione transferase activity. Lineage: Eukaryota; Viridiplantae; Streptophyta; Magnoliopsida; Nymphaeales; Nymphaeaceae. Gene Ontology annotation, cellular component: cytoplasm. The coding region runs from base 70 to 732 and encodes 220 amino acids. The record is from RefSeq and is a predicted model, not a curated record. The transcript has 2 exons.
GCUGCUCCUCUCUGGGAUCCAAAGCACGGGCUCGGUGUCCCACAGGAGAGUGAUUGCAGAGCGAGAGAGAUGGCGGGAAGCGAGGUGGUGCUGCUGGACUUCUGGGCGAGUCCCUUUGGGAUGAGGGCGAGGAUAGCACUGGCGGAGAAGGAGGUGGAGUAUGAGUAUAGGGAAGAAAAUCUGGCCAACAAGACCGAGUUCCUGUUGCGCAUGAACCCCAUCCACAAGAAGAUCCCCGUCCUCGUUCACAAGGGCAGGCCCGUCUGCGAGUCCCUCAUCAUCCUCGAGUAUGUGGAUGAGGCGUGGAAGAAGUCGCCGCUGCUCCCUGCCGACCCUUAUGACAAAGCCACCGCCAGAUUCUGGGCGAACUUCGUCGAUGCCAAGGUAUAUGAUUGUGGAUCGAGGCUGUGGAAGCUCAAGGGAGAAGCGCUUGAGGCAACCAAGAAGGAGUUCAUAGAUAUCCUAAAGCUGCUAGAAGGGGCUCUUGGGGACAAACACUUCUUUGGUGGCGACCACUUUGGUUUCGUAGACGUUGCUUUCAUCCCCUUCGCUUCUUGGUUCCUCGUCUACGAGAGCCAUGGCAACUUCAAGGUGGAGGAAGUCAGCCCCAAACUUGGGGCAUGGGUGAAGAGGUGCAGGGAGAGGGAGAGCGUGUCGAAGUCACUCCCUGACCCUCACAAGGUCCUUGAGUUCGUAAACGUCGUCCUGAAGAAGAAGUACGGGAUUGAGUAGGCUGAUCACUGAUGUAUUGACUAGGCCGACGUUUCUGCUUGGAAGAAUUAAGUAGAUGAAUAAGAGCAUAUGGUCCGUCACCUGUCAUUACUAUCCUUCCUCUUCAAGUAUCUGUUUCUUUGUGUGAUUUCUUUGUGGAGUCUCCCUCUCACUUCGGUACUUUCCUAUGGCUGUAUUCCCUUAACCUCUGGUUAGGGGUUUUUAGUAAUGUUGAGUACUUGAGUUAAUGUC